Molecule: messenger RNA, 1731 nt
Organism: Cloeon dipterum
Lineage: Eukaryota; Metazoa; Arthropoda; Insecta; Ephemeroptera; Baetidae
Exons: 4
Coding region: 613-1731 (372 amino acids)
Source: RefSeq, a predicted model, not a curated record
UGGGUCGUGGCAGGUCUACGAAAGAGAAUUAAACAGCCAGUUGCAUAUCAUUUGACUCCUAACGCAGUAAAUGGAAAUGCAAUCAGGUUGGUCAAUGAAGAGCUCAUUAUUAAAAUUGAGGAAGAGACUGGAGCGAAAAUCAAGGCCUUUGUCACCGACAUGUGUGGCGCAAAUUUGAAACUGUGGAACCAUUAUGGAAUCGAUGCCACCAGGUUAUAACAAAUACUCUAAUCAAUUUAAGAUUAAAUUGCAAUUAUUAAUAUGAAAUUAACAGGAAAGGCCAAGUCACGUAUGACUGUCCUCAUCCAGUGGACCCAAUCAACAGACGAUUGGCAAUUUUGCCCGAUGUUGCACAUCUGGCAAAAAACAUCAAAGCGGGCCUGACUAACAACAAGGAGUUUGAAAUCAGCCAAGAAAUUGUUCAGAAGUACAGUUUGCCAUCCAACAAAAUCUGCUACAGGUUUACAAUAUUUUUUUUUAACAAUGGCACAUAAUCAUCUCAUUUGAUCUUAAAGCCAUCUUGUGGAGGCAGCAGCAUACGAAAAUCAAGAUGAGUUGAAGCUGGCACCAAAAUUAGCUAAAGCAGCACUCAAACCAAACACAUUCCAGCAGAUGAGGGUAACAAACACUAUCUGGGUGUUUAAUGAGGCAACUGCUGCUGCCCUUGAAUAUUUGGCCAGGGAAAAAAAUGACCUUUCUAUGAACACAACUGCAUGGUUCAUCAAAAAGUUCAGAAGAUGGUGGAGUCUACUCAUGUCCACUAAUGGAAUAGCUCUUAGCUACAAAAGUAUAGCUAAAUUUGAGGAGGCUCACAAUGACUUGAUGGAGUUCAUAGAUAUUGUACGAGGUAUCUAUGUCAAAGGUGGAUGGAAACCGUGGCAGCGAGGUGUGUUAGUGGCCACGACAGGAAUUCUCUCUAUUUCAGUGGAGCUCCUUGAUUCAGGUUUUGACUUUGUCCUCUGCAAAAGAUUUUCUUCCAAUGUCAUUGAGAACCUCUUCUCCGUGAUCAGAACAAGAUUUAAAGUUCCCACUGCCCUUGAGUGGCGAAAUGCACUCAAGAGCAUUAUUCUUUCGCAGUAUGCGAAGACGGUGCGAACAUCUAAUUAUGAACUGGAUUUGAGUGAAAAAUUUGCAACUGAUGGAUUUGGUACCGAGCUCGACUUUUUGAGGGGUACUGCAUCCAAAUGCAGCCUCACUGCACCAGAAUGGCCUCAAGACUGGGCCUCAAAAGCUCCACCUAGUCUGUCAGCGAAAAACCAAAACGCCCUCUUCUGUGUUGCUGGCUACAUCUUGGACAACAUCAUGACGAACCAAAAGGUGUGUGAAGGCUGCUUUGAUGGUGUCAUUGUGCCCAGAUACAGGGAAGAGUACACAUUGUACAUUGCCAGUAGAGAGUUCGAAGAAGGGCUGUUGACGUUUGUGUCACCGGAGGUGUUCAAAUGGUUUGUAGCAGUCGAGGGGCUGUUCCAGGCCGCAUCUGCAUGCCAGGGCAGCACGUUGGACUCUAAGGUUCUAACAUCCAGGAUUAAAGAAAGUGUCCAACUGCACCCAUUCCCAACCUGCCACAGCCUGGAAGAAAAAACACUUUCAAGAUUUGUGUUGUUUCGAGUGAAGAUCCAUUGCGCUCAUGCAACACGGGAAAUUGGCUCAAAAAAAAACAAUCCAAGAUCUAAGGGAAGUGCGACUGCCGGCGGACACGAGUUCGCCCUAGGUUCUGUGGUUAGGCCAUAG